AACCGCGACAUCACACCGCCAACCACUUACACGUCGCAAACAUCACUAAAUACACGUUAAAAUACCCACAAAAACGUAAAAAUAACAUUAAUCAUCCAUUUCCCACCCGCUUUUAAAUAAUAUCGGGCAGUGAGUGAGCAGAAACACGCACGCGCGGUUCCAUGUCAAAACAAACCAGUGAUUCUGAGAUGUAAACAUGAACGAACGCAGGGUAUUCCUCUUUAUUAUAUUCGUUAUCGUAUACUGUAUGUACAGUGUUCAAAUGUGGCUUAUGAAGCAGAAUGUGCAAGAAAAAGAGAUCGAUAAAUACGACAAAGCGGCUGUCACCCCAUCGGAGGCCAGAACGAAAAACUUAUCUCAGGUAAAAACUCAAGCGAAGAAAGCCAUUCCAUUGUACAUUAAAGAUGCAUGCAGUGUUCUUCAAAUAUUCACCGAGAAACCGGAUAUAAAACAGAGAGAUAAAAGAGAACAAUUAAGUGCCGACAACAAUACCAUCACGGUCAUCGGCAUCACGGUUUUUCUUGUUAUUUUGGUACUGAAUGCCGUUCUAGACGUACUGAAGGUGAAGGAAGAAGAAAGAGCUAGAAGAAAAUUGCACCCAGAAGGAGAAAGACGGCAGUCAUUGGCGGAGUUUGCUAACAAGAAAACUUUGAGGCGUGAAUCGAGCAAGUUUGGUCUUCAGUUGUUUCAAAUCGCAGAAAAUAUUGUGAAUAAUGAGGAAGAGAAGAAGACUCGACGUCAAAGCAGGCCGUAUACGCGAGGCGAGUCCAUAAAUUCGUAUCUGAGUGACAGGAAGAGCCUGACGGAAUCAGCUCCUGCAUCCACCGCCGAGACUGCUGCGGAACCAAGGCUGGUCAAAAGACAGUCAGUAGCCAAACUUUUCGGAGCUCGUCCAGUACCGAUGGCUCGCCGCUCAUCGUUUCCAGCCCUGCCUCUGAACCCUGACAUCCAAGCCCUGAUGCUGGGACACCGGCAGCCCUCCUUCGACAGCGAUGACGAAGAUGGCAAAGGUCGACGCGUAAGGAUAAUCAGACGUUUUUAAAUCUAUAUACCAGUUGGUAACCGUUUUAAAUUUAGUUUAUAAGAAUACUUUCAUAUGGGCCGGCAUAAUUCUGUCGACUAGGUAGGGUUAAUUUUUUUGUGAGACACUAUCUGGAAGCUACUAAGCUUACCAUCAGAUGCAAUGGGGUCACAUUGCCGUGUUUGUAUAGAAAAUGCGAUCAAAGCCAUUGUGAUAGAUUCGUAGAUAAAUAUACUUGUAAUGAAACUAGAUUCUUGUACCAAUAUAGACAUUCUUACUAGGUUAUGAACUUUUUAAAGCAAGUUUACGUCUGAACGUUUUAAGAGUAAAUGAUUUAGCAUUGGUGCAAAUAUUUAGACUAGUUUACGAUUCAAUAGAAUCCAUCAACGCUGUUGUUUUGGCUAUAACUGACGAGACGAAAUAUUGGGGGAAAUCGUGGAGACCAUCGUUCUUGUGAAAAUGAAAAAUUAUGUUAUUAAGAAGUUUUUAAUGGUUUAACCUAAUUUCAUUACAAUGAGGUCAAUGUAACACGUUUGUAUAUUAUAAGAAGUAUCGCACCGUAUUGCACUUAUGGAUUUUUUAUGAUAGAUAUAUUAAGGACCUUCACCGACUAAAUAGCCUUGAGCAUUCCUUCCGUACCUAGUGGCUUACACUUUACAAGCAGAAAAUACACAAACAAAUAAUUUCUUUAAAAAAUAAUUUCACGUCUUUGUGAAUAUUUUAAGCUAAUAAAAUAUUCUUCAAUAAAUUGUCUGUCUAACAGUAUUGGCUGCAAAUGAAAAUAAUGUGUAUUUUAGGAGAAGCACGAAAUUCAAAAUUUGAGUGGUAUUUUUAUUAUGAAUUUAAUGUAACAAUAUCAAAGCAAAGAGAUAUUGCAGAGUUAUGAUGUGUAAUUUUAUUUCUAUACCUGCGUUAUAAAUUUUGAAUAUUCGCGCGACGUUUUUUGAUGGAAGGGCCUUAAUGUAAUUGCUUGUAUCUAAAUCUUUUACAAUCUUCUACAUGAAUUUAAACGCCUUAACUUCAUAUUACAGCUAUGUGUUAAUUGAAAACCAUAUAGUCGAUUUACUCUUCCUUCAAACAUUAAAACAUUUUCAUGUAUAAAUUUGGAUGUUUGUGUGUGUUGUAAUUUAUUCCAAUUUGUGUGCACACACGACAAUUUCUCUAUAUUGACGACAGAUAUGCUAUAAUUUUGUAUUAUUUAAUUUAGUUGACUAUAUACCUAUUAAAAUUUGGUUGCAUGCACAACCUAUUCAUGCAUAAUGAAAAGAAUUAUCAUAAUACAUACUUAAUAUGAAAUAAUAGUCACAUAAUAUAAUUUUGCCAAUGAAUAUCAAUGUUUCCUAAAGAUUAAAAUAAGUUAUUUGUAAGCAUGUAAAAAUCUUCGUUCUGAUUGGUCCUGUUCCACGAUGGAUCGGAACAGCGAUUCGGAUAGUUUAUUAAAAUCGGCGGUGAGGCCUUCCUUAUAAUAUCUAAUGGUAUAAAGACAUUGGAAUCUAGUCUUUUAGGUAAAUAGAUGUGUAUGUAAAUACAUUUUAAACACUAUAUACUUAUAAACACUAAGCAUUAAAAGAAUCAAAAUAUACGGCACUAAUAUAUAAUAAACAAUAUUUAGUGUUAAAUUUACAAGACCUCUUCAUAUUACAUACUUUGGUAAGAUUCUGUAUACUAAAUAUAAUACAAUAUCUAUUGUAAUAAAUACUAUUGAAACAAGUGUAAGAAUUUAAUACAUAUUUGAAUUUUAAAUAUAUGUAUAUAAAUACGUUUUAUAUGUAGAUACAAUAGGUAUCAUAAUAACUUACUUACACAAGAUUAAGAUUUGUUAAUAAAAAAAAUAUCUUAUUUGACGUUAAAUUGAAUUCUAAAUCGAUAAGCAUUGAUGAACACGUAUUUCAUAAACAUAUAGUACAGUUACUAUACUACUACAAAUAAUUUAGACUUCUAUCGCUAGUCAUUAUAAGCUCAAACAUUCAUUUUAAAUGUAAAUCUGAAAAUAUUAUUUUAAAUUUAAAUGUAGAAUUUCUUUGUAGAAUUUAAUUGUAGAAGAAUGUAUUGUAUCUUAAAUAAUAUAAAGUCUCAUUUAGAAUGCGAAAAGAUUGUUAAGAUGUAAUUUAUAAAACGAUUUUAAAAUAUGAUUGGAAUUUGGGGACUGCAAUUGAAAGAUUUUAAAAUGAGUAUGGAUAAUAUUGUAUUUCAAGUACGUACUUAUAUUAGAUAAUUAAUUAUUUCAAAGUCUGAAACUCUGUACUUACUGUAAACUCAUAACUUUAUAGUGUCUAGUAUGUAGAUAAGAUUCAAUGUCUAUAUGUAAAUUAUUUAUGAUUCAAUAAAAAUAUUCUUCAAUUGAUA
Manduca sexta (tobacco hornworm) is the source of this 3367-nucleotide messenger RNA. RefSeq lists its product as uncharacterized. Lineage: Eukaryota; Metazoa; Arthropoda; Insecta; Lepidoptera; Sphingidae. The record is from RefSeq and is a predicted model, not a curated record. Bases 197 to 1042 code for a protein of 281 amino acids. The transcript is spliced from 2 exons.